Messenger RNA from Zerene cesonia (dogface butterfly), 1679 nucleotides. RefSeq lists its product as uncharacterized. The record is from RefSeq and is a predicted model, not a curated record. Bases 345 to 1679 code for a protein of 444 amino acids. NCBI's taxonomy places the organism in Eukaryota, Metazoa, Arthropoda, Insecta, Lepidoptera, Pieridae. The transcript has 4 exons.
AAGGUAACAGCGAGGACAGUGAAGAGGUAAUUGUAACAAACAUAUAUAAUGUAUCCUUGACGCAAUGUAAACCCAUAUUAAUAGAGUUAAAUUUAAAUGGUGUUAAUUUAAAUAUGAUAUGUGAUACCGGCAGUGCGGUAUCGUGCAUAAGUAAGGAUUGUUAUGAGCUUUAUUUUCAAAGUUUAUUGUUGGAGCCGUGUAAUAUAAGAUUGAAAUACUAUACUGGUGAAGUUGUAUGUCCACUAGGGGUCAUAAGACCUACAGUUAAAUAUAGAAACAUGUGUAAAGUCUUAGAUUUGUAUGUAAUCGAUAAUGGAAAAACAAUGUUAUUGGGACGUCAAUAGAUGGCCGAAUUAAAAAUACAACCGUUUGUAAAUUACGAUGUUGCAAUUAAUUUUAACGAGUUUAAUUUAACUGAUUUCAGCGCCACUUAUGGUAACGUUUUCGCGGAGGGUUUGGGCCGCUUUACUGGCGGCAAAGUGAGCAUUCAUGUGCGGGAAGGCGCCCGGCCCGUGUUCCUGCGCGUGCGGCCGCUCGCCUUCGCGCUGCGCGAGAGGGUGGAGCGCGCGCUCGACCAGCUGGUGGCUGACGGCGUCCUGUCCCCGGUCGAGCGCUCAGACUGGGCGACCCCUAUAGUGCCCAUCGUCAAGAAGGACGGUAACAUUAGAAUUUGCGCUAAUUAUAAAUUAACAUUGAAUAAAGUGAUCGAGGUUGACCGUUAUCCUUUACCGAGGGUCAAAGAUUUAUUAAUUAAAUUAAAAGGGGGUGAGAGAUUUAGUAAAAUUGAUUUGUCGCAGGCCUAUGCACAAUUUGAGUUAGACGAUUCACGUAAAUAUACCGUUAUAAAUACUCAUAAGGGGUUGUUCAUGUAUAAUCGGUUAGUUUAUGGCCUCUCCUCGAGACCUGGAAUUUUUCAGAGGCAUUUAGAGCAGUUAUUCGUUGAUAUUCCUAGCGUAGGAGUAUUUUUAGAUGAUAUUAUUAUAACCGGUCCCUGUGAUGAAGAACACAUAAACAAUUUGCAUAAAGUAUUCGGUCGUUUACAAAAAUAUGGGCUUAAGGUUAGGAAGGACAAAUGCGUUUUCUUCUCUGAUACUGUUAAAUAUUUAGGUUACAUUAUUAGUAAAAACGGCGUUCACACUUGUCCGGAUAAAGUGCAGGCAAUUAUAAUUAUUUUAUUAAUAAUUAUUAAUAUUGUACCGCCAACUAACACGACGGAACUACGCUCGUUUAUUGGUAUGAUUCUGACAACGGACGCGAGCAGUGUAGGCAUCGGAGCAGUAAUUUCGCAUGUCACGGAGGGCGGCGAGCGGCCGAUCGCUUACGCGUCGCGCGCGCUGACCGCCGCUGAGCGAGACUACUCGCAAAUUGACAGGGAAGCACUCGCUAUUGUUUUUAGGAUUAGGAAGUUUCAUCAGUACUUGUAUGCGUUCAACAGCGCCAGGUUGGGCACGCGGGGGGUGUUCAACGUUGUUUCGCUGAAGGCGAAGAAGAAAUCGGCCGGGGAAGAGGAUACGAAAAGCGAUAUCGAAAAAGGGAACGAAUCUCAAAUGUCAGAAAAAGAUAAACAGAUAAUUGAGCCGGGCGAAGGUUCAAGUGAACCUUUAGCAUCAACUCCGCCAAAAGCUCCCAGCCCAAAGCGAAUUCGUAAACCAGUUAAGAGAUUUAUGUUGGAUAGUUAA